Ictalurus furcatus (blue catfish) is the source of this 1707-nucleotide messenger RNA. It is a transcript of the gene cldn7b, whose product is annotated as claudin 7b. NCBI's taxonomy places the organism in Eukaryota, Metazoa, Chordata, Actinopteri, Siluriformes, Ictaluridae. Gene Ontology annotation, biological process: cell adhesion; bicellular tight junction assembly. The record is from RefSeq and is a predicted model, not a curated record. Bases 227 to 856 code for a protein of 209 amino acids. The transcript has 4 exons. Gene Ontology annotation, molecular function: structural molecule activity. Gene Ontology annotation, cellular component: plasma membrane; bicellular tight junction.
CUGAUCUUCUUCAUCAAGGUGCGGUUUCUCCGGACAGGUGCUUCACCCAUUUCCAGAUCAGGGAGGAAUUUAAAGCCGAAUUGGGGGUUGUUGUUUUUUGGACACUCCUCGAGGAAACUUUGGAUUUUAAAGUAAGUUUUUAAAAAAAAAAAUUCAAGGCGAUUUGCACUUUAAGGACAAACUAGGCAACUUUUUUUAAGAAGAGGAGGAAAAAAAACAGAAGAAGAUGGCGCAUAAAGGGCUGCAGAUGCUGGGGUUUAUUCUGACUGUGAUCGGGCUUAUUGGCCUCAUAGCCGGCACCAUCAUGCCCCAGUGGCAAAUGUCGGCCUACGUUGGAGAUAACAUCAUCACCGCCGUGGCCAUGUACCAGGGCCUGUGGAUGUCCUGCGCCUACCAGAGCACCGGGCAGAUACAGUGCAAGGUCUACGACUCCAUGCUGCAGCUCAACAGUGCUCUCCAGGCCACUCGUGCACUGAUGGUCAUCAGUAUCAUCCUGACCGUGAUGGGACUGGGCGUGGCCUCCAUGGGCAUGAAGUGCGUUAACUGUGGCGGUGAUGACAAAGUGAAAAAAUCUCGCAUUGCCAUGACCGGAGGCAUCGUCAUCCUGCUGGGAGCUGUGUGUGCCAUCGCCGCCUGCUCGUAUUUCUCCUACCAGAUUAUCCGGGAUUUCUACAAUCCCUUCACUCCGGUCAACACAAAGUAUGAAUUCGGCGGUGCCAUUUUCGUUGCCUGGGCCGGAACUUUCCUCACUGUUUUCGGUGGCGGCUUGCUGGCUGCAUCCUGCUCCAGGAGCCAGAAGUCCGUCCCAAAAUAUCCAAAGUCUAAGCCUUCAAGCAGCACCAAGGAGUACGUCUGAGUGCCAGGCUCAUGCUCGCUUCAUACCAAAUCGUUAACUGCAGUGAGCUGGUGGUUUUCCUGUGUGGCUGAUCUGAGAGCAGUUAGUUUUUUUAGCUUAAAGCUAAUGUUUCUGAGAUCACCACACCAGGGUGGUGACUACAUCUGGCUUGUGGCAGCGCAUUGUUUUCAACUGUCCUCUUUUCUACCAUAGUUAAAGGUGCCUUUUGUCCUGUUGUGUGUGUUUGUUUUUUUUUUUUGAUGAAUACAGUUAUCUGUAACUCCAUGCUGUUUUACAGAAGGAUGUUUUGAGACUGAUUACUUUCUCUCUGAAGUGUACUAGAGCACAACACUCAGGGAUCAAUGUGUAUCUCUAUUUUCUAGUUCUCAACCCCCGUCUCCCUUGUUUAGUCGUAAGACCCAAAUACAGAACACUGAAUGGUAGCAUUUACGUUUAAAAAUCGUACACUGUUUAUAAAACACCGACGUCACGUACGUUACACCUCCGUCUCGUUCCUUCUUUGGAAAAGAAAAAUGAAGUUUGCUAAGCAUCACUUUUCCCACCUUCCACAACCAGCAGCCUGUUUAUAGAGCUUUGCAGUAGAUCCUGCUGAUCUCUCGACUCUGGUCUCAACCCAAAAGUAAAUAUUAACCUUUUAUUUUAUAAACCGUGGCCUCUUGUUCACCUUUCUACCACACAUUCCUGUCAUUCUCUCCUGCCCAAAAAACCCCAGCGUUGAGGAAUAAUAGCUGUAGAUAGUUUUUUUUUUUUUAUCAUCCUGCGAGUUCAUUUCUUACGGUCUCAAUUUUUAAAAAAAGUUAUUUUAUGCAAUAAUUAAUUUUAUGUAAAUAAACAGGAAAUUGAUUACGCUG